Molecule: messenger RNA, 2505 nt
Organism: Protopterus annectens (West African lungfish)
Lineage: Eukaryota; Metazoa; Chordata; Ceratodontiformes; Protopteridae
Product: gastrula zinc finger protein XlCGF26.1-like
Exons: 6
Coding region: 536-2452 (638 amino acids)
Biological process (GO): negative regulation of transcription by RNA polymerase II
Molecular function (GO): DNA-binding transcription repressor activity, RNA polymerase II-specific
Source: RefSeq, a predicted model, not a curated record
UGUUAUGUCCUGCAGCACGCGUGGUAGGUUUCAUACACAACAGUUUGUUUACUUAUUUUGUCUCAAACUGUAUUGAUUCUGGAUUGUAGAUAAAUUCUGUCAGCCGUCUCUUAACAGGAUUUGAUACAAACAACAAAUCCCUCUUUUUCUAAAUGCAGAUAGAAAGUUACUUCCAAAGGCUGCACUUUAAACUGGUUACUGGCUUAUCAUUAUUUGAAGAUCACAGAGGCUGAAGGUGGGACACACAACAGAGGAAACUGACUGCAGGGAGAAGGCAAAGCAGCAGAAUUUGUGUGUUACAAAUGCGAGACCAGAGCAGUGAUAUGGGGGGCACAGACGGAGACUGGAGUUAUUCUGCCAGGAGGAUGAAGUCUUGAUCUGUGUCCUGUGUGUUCCCAGACAUUCCAGCCACAGUGUUGUGUUCCUGCACGAGAUAGUCACUAUGUAUAAGGACAAGAUGAAAACAUCUUUAAUAGCUCCAGAAUUCAAAGUGAAAGAUUUAAAAUGCGUGCAAAACCAGAAGGAAAAGUAAAGCAUGGAGAGACCAGAAGACACGAUUAGUUCGGAAUUAUAUAAUAGAGAAGAAUGUACAAAAUUGCAUCAGCUUCUCCAACACAGGGAACAGAAAUUCAUCCAGCACGUUAAGCAAGAAGAACCAAACAUUCUGAAAGAAACUGAAGAAAGCCUUCAAAGUAUUAAAUAUGACACUGUUUUCUUCCCUGUGAUAGUGGUUGAUGGUAACUUGGAAAUCAAGAGUAAAGUAACAGAAGAAAAGACUCUGAAAAAGACAGUAGAAAAGUUUAAAUCUGUUGAAGAAGAUGUUAAGACCACUAACACACAUGACAGUUACUUGGAGCUUAGGCAGCAGACGUCUGCUACUGUACUAACAGUGCCAGAAUCCUUUGAAGAUGUUGCUGUUGUUUUCUCAGCAGAGGAGUGGAAGAUGUUAAAAAAACAAAAUAAAGAACUUCACCGGGAUGUGAUGGUACAAAACUAUGAAAACAUGAUUUCAGUAGGAUACAAAAUCCCUCAAAGGAAAUUAUUACUACUAUUCAGCGUGGAUGAUGAACUACCAAAGAUUGUUUUAGAAAGAAGAAAUGUCACAGAACAGAAGGGUGAUCUUCAUGAUACCCUCCAGAAUGUUCGAAGCACAGAGUACAGUAUGAGCGCUAGGCGGCAGUCAUCAUUUGAGAGAUCCCAGUUACAAUACCCAACAGAGAUCCAGCAACAGUGUGCCCAGCCUUUGGUGGUCUGCGACAAGUUUCAUCUCACUCGUGUACCACAGGUUAACUCAGGAAAUAACUGCAGGAAGACUUCUCGAUGUGACACAAAUCCAAUAUCUCACCCAGGCAAGAAACCCUAUAAAUGUACUGAAUGCAAUAAGUCAUAUACGUGCACCAGAAGCCUCAAAAGCCAUCAAGCCAUUCAUGCAGGAAACAAACCAUAUAAAUGUGCUCAGUGCAGUAAGUCCUUCAUAAAUUCUGGCAAUCUUCGAACACAUCUUGUAAGUCACACAGGAAUUAAACCAUAUAAAUGUGCUGAAUGCGAUAGGUGUUUCACACAAAAGGGACAGCUUAUAAACCAUCAGUACUCUCAUACAGGGAUUAAGCCAUAUAAAUGUACUGAUUGUAAUAAGUGUUUUACAAAAAAGAGAUCCUUAAUAGACCAUCAAUACACCCACACAGGGAUUAAACCAUUUAAAUGUGCUGAAUGUGAUAAGUGUUUUAUACAAAAGAGAGACCUAAUGCGCCAUCGGUACUGUCAUGGAGGGAUUAAGUCAUUUAAAUGUACUGAAUGUGAUAAAUAUUUUAUACAAAACAGAGACCUAUUACACCAUAUGUACUCUCACACUGAUAUUAAACCAUAUAAAUGCGCUGAAUGUGAUAAAUGUUUUACACAAAAGAGAUCCCUAAUACAGCAUCUGUACUCCCACAAAGAGAUUAAACCAUUUAAAUGUGCUGAAUGUGAUAAGUGUUUUACACAAAAGCCACAGUUCAAAUUCCAUCAGAAUACACACACAGGGAAUAAACCUUAUAGGUGUGCUGAAUGCAGUAAGGCUUUCACAAGUCCCAGGUAUCUUCAAAGUCAUCUUGCUUCUCACACAGACAUGAAACCGUAUAAAUGUGCUGAGUGCAACAAGUGCUUCAAGUAUCCCAAUAGCCUUCAACGGCAUAAUGCUGUUCAUUCAGCAGUGAAACCAUAUAAAUGUGCUGAAUGUGGUAAGUGUUUUAGACAAAAACAUAAUCUAACACAUCAUCAGUACUCUCACUCAGGAAUUAAACCAUAUAAAUGUACUGAUUGUAAGAAGUGUUUUAUACGAAAGAGAGACCUAAUAAACCAUCAGUACACCCACACAGGGAUUAAACCAUUUAAAUGUGUUGAAUGUGAUAAGUGUUUUAUACAAAAGUCAAACCUAAAACACCACCAGUACUCUCACAAAGGGAUUAAAUAAAUGUAUUAUAAAGCAGCCUGAGCAGGAGGGAAUGUAUAAAUAUUUGGGAAUAG